GCGGACUCAGCCCUAGCCCUAAUUAAUUAACUAGUUAAUAACCUCAUCCUAACGCCGCGAUAUCAGCACGCCAACCAACUAGUCUCUGACCCCCCGGAUUUUGUCGAAAAAGGGAGGGGGACGGUAGGUUGUAACUUGUAAGUCGAAUUGAGAUUUCUCUCUCUCCAGCAUCCUUGGUAUCUUGCAUUCUUAAUCGUCGAAUUUGACACCUCGGCGCUCUAAUGUGCUCAGCCCUCUGAUAUGCCUCUGUCAAGUCAACCGAGGCGCCUGUGUAGAAUGAGCGUACCCAUACGAGCUGGCGAUAACGUAUCAAGCACUUUAUCAACCGCUAGACUUCAAUAAUGUCCCAAUCCUGGGCCGGACUGGCAAAGCUGUGACCUCCCUGGAGAAACAGAGCUUAACAACGUUUUGGACCGAAGCUCGACGUUGUUAGCUCAUGUUCCCUGCAUCGUCUACCCCCUAUUCACUUAGGCCAACGGCCAAUUAUAAAGCUAGUCAAAAAAUAUCUUCGGACAGCUCUGUUGAAGCUGGACCUGGAGCUGGAGGGAGCUUUUGGGCGACUGGCGAGGAUUAGGCCAAGUCCUCUACUUGAAGGAGUCGCUUGGUGACAGCCAGCGCGCCAAUCAGUGGUGUGAUGUAUGAAUGAUGUAUGUUACCCCACUCCUGUCGACCCCUCGAGCACAAUAUCACGUCGUUUAUCAGCGAAACACUCCGAACCAAAUGGACGCUGUAUGAAUUGAUGAAGAUUCAAGAUUCCUAAUCCGGAGACUGAGACUGAUGCAUCUAUCUACAACUACUGCCUGCCGUAUCUGUGAUAUGAAUGUCAACGAAUUUCGUCCUGCCCGGAGCUUAAUAUUUUUCGUCCUUCGUUUUCUUUUUCUUUUUUCCCUCGCCGAUAAAAUUCGCCUCCUCCAGACCCACCACCCUCGUCAUAUCACUAACCUCCACCCUUCGUCGGACAGCCAGAGCUUCCACCUAGGUCCCCAUUCACCAGUCCUCAGUCCCCGACAGCUGGGGAAUGGUCAGGCCAUGAUUCAUCCCUUUCCCUAACUUCUAUAACUACGUCGAUCAAGCGCGCUAUUCUUGCCGCUAAGCUCGCUCCGAGGGGCCUGGAAGCUGGGCAGCUUCGUCCCACCCUUUUAUAACUGCCCACCCUCGCUCGUCUGCAAUUCUUUUCAAAUGGUCUGAUGUAACCCUGCGUUAAAGUCUCCUGUAGACUCCCCAGUCCCUACCAAAACCUCGGGGCUCUCAAUCAACGUCUUUCAACAUGGAGGAAAAAGUGAUUGCCGACAGGCUGGCGUCGAGUCCAGCGCCGUCAUCGAGUACAAAGAAGGAUGGGGCUGACAUCGCCGCUGUCGAGAUUGAUCUCGUCAAAGCGAAGGCUUUGGUGAAGAAGGUGGACCGCCAUAUUGUUCCUUUCCUGGUCCUGUUAUAUGUCUUCAGCUUUUUGGAUCGGGUGAAUAUCGGCAAUGCGCGACUCUAUGAUAUGGAGUCUGACCUGGGUCUCACUGGUAAUCAGUACCAGAUCGCAAUCUCAAUCCUGUUUAUCCCAUAUUGUCUUCUGGAAGUCCCGUCCAACCUCGUAAUCCGAAAAUUCACAGCAUCUCGCUACAUUGCCUUCAUCGCCGUAUCAUGGGGGAUCAUUGCCACGCUGACGGGAAUUGUUCAAAACUUCGCCGGUCUGGUUGUAUGCCGCUUCCUCCUCGGAUGCGUGGAAGCCGGUCUGUUCCCUGGCCUGGUGGCAUACAUGACUCUGUUCUACGGCAAGCGCGAGAUAGCGCUGCGAGUUGGUUAUCUAUUCAGUGCUGCUGCGCUUGCCGGGGCGUGCGGUGGUUUGCUCGCCUAUGCCAUUGGCUUCAUGAGUGGAGUUGCAGGGCAGAAGGGCUGGCGCUGGAUUUUGAUCAUCGAAGGUAUCCCCUCAGUUCUCAUCGGCGUGGCGACAUGGUUUGGCCUUGCCGAUGAUCCAGAUACUGCCUACUACCUCAAUGCGGAAGAGAGAGAGCUUAUGCGGGCCCGCCGUAGUCUGGAAAUUGGCCAGACCGACUCGGCGCAGCAGUUUCACAAGGAAGAUGCGAAGGAGGGCGCCAAAGACUGGACCAUCUGGCUCAUGUGUCUCAGUCAGUAUGGCGUUGACACCGUCCUGUAUGGGUAUAGCACCUUCCUGCCCACCAUCAUCAACGGUAUCGGAAACUGGACCGUCCCGCAAGUCCAGGCGCUGACUAUUCCCUGCUACGCCCUGGGCGCGAUUACCUACCUUGUUGUCGCCUGGUUUAGCGACCGCAUGCAGCGCCGUGCUAUAUUCACGAUUGCAUUCUGUAUCAUUGCGAUGGUCGGCUAUGGAGUUCUGAUGUCAGACAGCAGCGCCGGCGUCCAUUACUUCGGUUGCUUCCUUGUCGCAAUCGGCCUGUAUGUCUGCGUUGGCCUGCCGCUCGCCUGGUUGCCAACGAAUCUUCCGCGGUUUGGUAAGAGAACGUUCGCCACUGGUCUCCAGCUUACCUUGGGGAAUGUCAGUGGCAUAAUGACGCCGUUCUUGUACCUCAACAGGGACGGCCCACGCUACCUAAUGGGCCACGGGGUAACCCUUGCCCUUACGGGGUUUUCGGCGGCGAUAUUCGCGUUUAUGUGGUUCCAUUAUAAGAGGAUUAACAAAAGACGUGCAGCGGGCUUGGAGGAUGACAAGAUUGCCGGGAUGACGGAGGAAGAAAUCUCUGAGAUGGGUGAUCGGAACCCCAGAUUCCGCUAUGUCACAUAGAAAGUGUAUUCUUUUUAUUAUUUUUUUUUUAUCUUCCUUGUCGUAUGUGUACUUUUCUCGUUUCCCAAUUCUCUCCCGACGUACAGCUUUUAUGCUAUCCUGGUUACUGGUCUUUGUUUAGAUCCUCUUUGUUACAUGAGCUUCAAGUUUCAUCUCGGCCGGCUAAUGGGUAUCUCUCUCUCUAUAGAAAUAUAUAUAAGAAAUUCCCACUAAAGUUAGAUGCGUUGCAGUGGUUGGUUUAUAUCACAACCUAAGCAAUAUUAUAAAUAUCCACAACGAUCAUGUUUUAUCAUAGAUAUUAGAAGUCUGCCUUUAAACCGUCCCUCGUGAAUCAUUGGAUUCUCCCUGUCUACGGUAAUUGCGUAGCGAGCCUGGACAGGCCCCUAUUUUUACCCUUCUAUCAGGGUAUUAUUAUUGUCUGGCCAGUUGCCAUACUCUGCUAGCACUAGCAACCCCCCUAUUUCUGGAUGUUGGCAAAGUUCUACGUGUAUUUAAAUUUAGCCCUCCCCUUGGCCCUUGCGCAACUCGCUUUGGCUGAUCAUGUAAUUUCUUUCUACAUGUAACUUCGCAGACGGCAUGUUUGCAUCCAUCGUCGUGUCCGGAUCUUGUCUUAACACAUUAAUCCACAUCUCUCCGCGGCGUUAUCGUUCUCAGGACAAACUCCCUUUUCAAUCCACCCCACUUCUGGAACUCCUGGAUCGCCCAGCUGGCGAAUUUUAGAUGCCAAGUGACUCGAUGGAUUUAGAGCGAUGUCGCCAGUGCUUUUCAAGCGUGGUUGAUAUUUUGUACUCGUAGACAUUCCGGAUGUCUGAGUAGUAGUUAGUGGAGUCAACACGGAAUACCAACUUAUCAAUCCAUUCUGAAAUUUCAUUGCAUAUGCUGCCCUGAUGUUGGGGAAACCUCGAGUUGCCGGCCCAAGGAAUUCCGCCUUCUGAGUCUUCGGCAUGGCGAAAUCGGCGCAGCACGCAUGCCAUGGAGGUAAGAAAGUUAGGAAGCCCUUCGACUGAGUUCUAACUGCCCAAUUUCAUUCCUAAGGGGCAAUUAUCCGUUCUUCUCGUCCUUAGAACUAGUUAACUGCGCAUUUCUUCCACACAACAUACGCCCCACUCAGUCUUGCAAUGGCUUUGCUUCGGGAGACCGGGACUCAAAGUGGCUCGGUUGGUUUGACUCUGGUUCUUUUCUUCAUCCUCCGGUCAUCAUCCGUUCUGCGCAUUGCAAUACCUGUUAUAUUUGUCAGUAAUGGGGAAAUUCAAAUAACUACAUUAUCUUCAAGUUGAUUACAAACUCCUCUGUAGAUUGAUAUUUGACGUGGAUGUGUGUGUGUAUGGGAUGGAAACGAAUCCUGUCCUCCGCACAUGGAUGGAGCCUUUGGAUCAUAUUUAUCAAGCGGCGCUCGUUCAGCCCUCAAACACGCUGCCUGCGGUGAGGCGGAAUGAAUGGAUGCAUCGGCAUGGCAUGCUGUGCUCCCAACCAACCUGAAUUCCAAUAAUUAUCACACCUAAACUGGUUAUUUAGCUCAGGGGUUCUGUUUUUCAUGCUUGAAGCACGGUGUAAAAUCUGAUCACACUGCAGCAGACUGUGCUGUGUUUCUUCUUUCUUGCGUUGUUUUCUUUUUCUGCUUUCCGU
This is a messenger RNA of Blastomyces gilchristii SLH14081, 4378 nucleotides long. RefSeq names its product MFS transporter. NCBI's taxonomy places the organism in Eukaryota, Fungi, Ascomycota, Eurotiomycetes, Onygenales, Ajellomycetaceae. Gene Ontology annotation, biological process: transmembrane transport. Bases 1268 to 2752 code for a protein of 494 amino acids. The transcript has 4 exons. Gene Ontology annotation, cellular component: membrane. The record is from RefSeq and is a predicted model, not a curated record. Gene Ontology annotation, molecular function: transmembrane transporter activity.